Molecule: messenger RNA, 2396 nt
Organism: Neopsephotus bourkii (Bourke's parrot)
Lineage: Eukaryota; Metazoa; Chordata; Aves; Psittaciformes; Psittacidae
Gene: TRMT9B
Product: tRNA methyltransferase 9B (putative)
Exons: 5
Coding region: 148-1512 (454 amino acids)
Biological process (GO): tRNA wobble uridine modification
Cellular component (GO): nucleus; cytoplasm
Molecular function (GO): S-adenosylmethionine-dependent methyltransferase activity; tRNA binding
Source: RefSeq, a predicted model, not a curated record
CCGCAACAUGGAGGGAGGUUACAAAACACCGCUCCACGCGCGCGCCGCACCGGGGCGGGGUUGGCGCCGGGCGGCCGGGGACCGAGUCACGUGGGGAAGAGAACCCUUGGACUGAUUGGACUCCUUCUUUCUGCCAUUAUUGCCUGGAUGGAACAUGAGGCUACCCAACUAGAAAAGCAGCACGUGCAUAGCGUGUAUGAAAAUACAGCUGCCUACUUUAAUGAUCUGCAGAGCAAAGCAUGGCCUCGUGUUCGAAACUUCCUGCUGGAGCAGAAGCCUGGCAGUCUUGUUGCUGAUAUAGGCUGUGGAACUGGAAAGUAUCUCAGUGUCAACAAUCAGGUGUAUAAUCUUGGCUGUGAUUACUGUGGACCAUUGGUAGAAAUUGCAAGGAAGAAAGAUGAAGAAGUUCUGGUGUGUGACAACCUUAACCUUCCCUUCAGGGACCAGUGCUUCAAUGCAGUCAUUUCCAUUGGUGUGAUCCAUCAUUUCUCAACUAAACAAAGAAGAAUCAAAGCAAUAAAGGAAAUGGCAAGGGUAUUGAUACCCGGAGGCCAGAUGAUGAUCUAUGUUUGGGCUAUGGAACAAAAGAAUCGUCGCUUUGAGAAACAAGACGUACUUGUUCCAUGGAACAAGGCCUUGUGCUCACGGCAUUUUUCAGAAUCAAAUCAAUCUGGAGAUAAGGGUGAGUUUGUGCAUGCUGUAAAGAGCCAAGAUAUACAUCCUGCACAGCUAGUCAUCUCUGACUGCAGCUACCAAACCAAUCUCCAGCCAGAAACUGACUCAAAACAUUCCCACAAUAUGGACCAUUGCUUGUCCAGAGCCUGCUGCAUGAAAAUUUCUGAAGAAGAAAACAGAUUUUACAGUGCUCUGGGAAAAUCUUUCCGCUCCUGGUUUUUCUCUACAUCCCUUGAUGAAUCAGCCCUGAGAAAGCAAGCUGACAAAAUGAAGCCUCCAAAGAAUGAAGGAGAUUGGGCAAACAGUACUAUACCCAUUCAGCAUUCACGACAUUGCAGUUUGGAUUUAGGUCACCAUGGGGCACUGUUAAAAGAACAAAGUUUAGAUGAUGAUGAUGUGUUUGUGGAAAGCCUGUCUCUCAAAAAACCACAGUGGUCACCAGCCACAGAUGCACUGAGGGACUUAAGUUUAAAUGGAGGACACCAAAGUGUUGCUCAGAGCAAAAGUGAAGAAGCUUCAUGUAUAAAUGGCCCAGUAGAAGACAGGGACUACAGCUGUGGUUGUAAUAAAGAUGGUGCUGGUACGUCUAAUGCGAGCAAGUCUUUUAAAAGAACUUCAACAACUGACUCCACUGACUCUGCUUUAGAUACAGCAGUCUCUGUUGGGGACCAAACUGAUGCCAUGUUGGAUACAAAAGCCUUCAUGCGUUACUAUCAUGUUUUUCGGGAAGGGGAGUUGUGCUCUCUGGUAGAAGAGAGUGUGCCUGAGCUUCAGAUACUUUCUUCCUGCUAUGACCAUGGAAACUGGUGCAUUAUUGCAGAGAAAAGAGGAACAUAGCUGUAAAGAGAAUAAAGCAGAAUCCAGUGACUGAAGCUUUUAAGCUUCUCUUUGUGUUUCUGUGAUCAUGCAGUGUGACAUGGGUUUUGAAUCUCAUGUAGUUGCCGUGUGCCAUUCAUUUCUAAGUGAUCUCUCUACCUGUUUAACUAUCUAAUGCAAGGUGUGUAUAUACAAAUGUAAGUGGUAAACAAUAUUUACGUUUUGUUAAACUUUUAUGAGGUUAAAACUGGAGAGUUUUAUAUUGCUUUUCGCAAAUAAUUGUGUUUUUAAAUAUACUUUUCUAUUGAGAAAUAAAACCUUUUUAUAAGACAAGGAUCAGGGCAUCUUUUAUGAGAAGUAUCCUCUCAGUAGAAGGUUUAGGCUUUGUUCCUCAGACACUGAAAAUGUGUCAUGUUACUUCCUGUUCUUGAAGUCCUGUAAAUAGAGACACAGGUACAUUUGAAAACAUACUUGACUGUAUACUGCUGGAGUGCAUGCUGCAGAACUGGGAGCAAGCACGGUCCUAGUGCUACUUAGCUUGGAGUAGAGUUGUUAAUGGGAAAAAAACAAGCUCUGCAUGUUCUGUCAUCUUGAGAUUUGUAUAUGGGAGCAAAUGACAGAACAGAUUUUGAACAGUAUUUUUGACUUUUGUUUUAAAAAGACUUUAAUUUAUCAGGUGCAAGUUAGGGUUUAUGUGUUAGCUCUCCCAAAUACUUUGUCUUAAUUUCAUUUGCUGUAGUUUUUUCAUUGGUUAUGUGUAUAUAUAGAAGUCAAGAGGGAUUUGUGAGAAUAUUGGUAUUAUGUAAAGGUUACAAAACAUCAGAUAUUUGGGAUAUAUAUAUAUCUUUUUGAUAAGCCUGUGAGGCUAUGAUAAAAUUAAUAAAAAUCCAGUGCAUAUCUGGUCA